AUGACAUCCAGCCUCCUCAUCGCGCAACUCGCCUUCUACGCCCCCCUAACACUUCCAACACUCUACCUCCUCUACAGCCAUGGCCGCCACGGCUUCCUCGCCUGGCUCUACCUCCUCGCCUUCUGCGUUCUUCGCGUAACCGGUGCCGCCAUGGGCCUCAACGACCCCCACAACGCUGGCACCCAGAUAAUAUCCAGUAUCGGGCUCUCGCCGUUGCUGCUGGCGAUAGACGGGAUGUUGCAUGAGGCGAGAAUAUACUGUCUAUCCCCUAGCAAACGAACCGAGUGGGCAUUCAUGGCGCUCAUCCAUGUCCUCUCGCGACGGGGGUUGCAAUGGUUGGGGUCGGUGCUGGCGGGCUGUUGA
Aspergillus bombycis is the source of this 363-nucleotide messenger RNA. RefSeq lists its product as uncharacterized. The transcript has 2 exons. Lineage: Eukaryota; Fungi; Ascomycota; Eurotiomycetes; Eurotiales; Aspergillaceae. The coding region runs from base 1 to 363 and encodes 120 amino acids. The record is from RefSeq and is a predicted model, not a curated record.